AUGAAAACUCCAAAUACAAGCAGAACUUUAACAGAACAGCAGGGCAGCAGAUCAGAGCCAACGACAUUUGUUUCCGCUGUUCCAGGAGUGGACACUGGGCCAGAGAUUGCCAGACAGACAUCAGCUCAAAGCAGCAGCAAUAGCCAAAAGUUGAGUAUAAAUCACAAAUGCACUUGUAGUCAAAAUAGUAUGGGAAUCAAAAAUGUAAAAGGGAAAUUGGAUGACAUAGACGCAGUAAACGUCAGUGAAGUAUGGCAGGAGGUAGAGGCAAUUGGAAGAGACAAUGUAAAUCUUAAACAUCUAACAGAUGAACUGCCUAGUUUUGUGUUGAAGUCAAGAGAGCCAAAGACUGUAAAAAAUUAUGAGUAUAACUUUUCAAAAUUCCAUGAUUGGUGUAACGAAAGUAGUUUAUGUAGUCUACCAGCUAACCCAGUGCACGUUGCACUACAUUUAUUGAGUGUUACUCAGAAUGUCAGUUCAAUUUCAUCAGUAUUAUCUGCCGUGUACGCCAUAAACUGGAAGCAUGAGAUAUCUUGUUUGGAAUCUCCUGGCAACCACAAAUUGGUAAAGCUUGUAAUAGAAAGUGCUAAAAGGUCACUUGGAACUAAAGUAACAAAAAAGUCUCCAGUCACAGUUGAAAUGAUUAAGAAUAUUGUUUCCAAGAUGGCUCAUUCUUCUGCAAGUGUAAAGGAGCUCAGAACGGUCGCUUUUGUUGUGCUUGGUUUUGCAGAUAAACCUGCAAACAUCAAGAUAAAAAACAUGUCUCAGGCACGAAGGCAAGAAACAGAAAGAUUGGUGGCGAAACUUCGCAACUCCAACCAUGACAAAUUCCGCACACUUUGCAAGAUGCAUUUGUCAUUCGUUUUGGAUACCAAUGGAGAACCAUUAGAUGAUUUCUUGGGAGAAUCAAGUGAAAACAGACUUAAGAAACCUUCAAAAUCCAUGAAAAAGAAAAGCUCUAACACACCUGUCAAAGGAGCCGCACUCUUAGACCAAGACUCUAUUAGCAAAGUUGUGAAACUUAUCGAGUUUCUCAAAAAACCAGAAAAUUUAAAACAAGAAGGACUCUUCAGGAAAACUGGACAUAUUGGACGGCAGCGUAAAUUGAAGGAAAACUUGCUGAGCAGAACAGCAUUGGACCUAGAUUCGGGACAUUAUAAUGCCCAUGAUUGUGCCAGUGUAUUGAAGAGUUUUCUUGGAGAUCUACCAGAACCAUUGCUAACUGAGAACCAUUAUGCUGCCUACUGCCAGAUCCCAGACAUAGUAAAGAUGUCUGCUGAUAAAGGAGUAUCAGAUGAACAACAUGCAGCUAAUGUACGGGUACAGCUGUUGAAACAACGGAAGGCAACACAGCUGUUAUUACUGCUGUUACCACGCUACAACAGCUCCUUACUUGAGUGUCUCCUACAGCUGCUACAUAAAGUCUCACAGGUCCCCGAGAACCUCAUGACGGCAGAAUCUUUAGGAACAUUGUUUGCACCUCACAUAAUUAUGCCAAGAUCAAUGACAGCUUGUAAUCUAGCCGCUGCCUCCAAUACAAUUACACGAGUCAUGGCAUACUUGAUAGAAAAUGCUCUCACCCUGUUUAAGAUUCCAAAGGAGCUAGCCGUGGAUGUAUCUAACUACUGGAGUUCUGCUGAUGACCUCCCCGAUGGCCCCUCCCCCACCCCCAAGCCACGUGCAUGUAGGGUAAGAGGAUGUUUGUCCCCCUGUGUUCAGAAGCGCCAUCUGGAGGAAGAACCUGAGUUGGUUACUGUGGUAACAUCAGUAAACAGAAAGCAAUCUGCUGAAUUGCAAGCAGAGACUGAUACUGAAGUAGAACUUGCCAAACUAUACGCCCAUAUACAAUCUCUACCAGAUAACAAGCAAACCAGAAAACUUUUAAAAAAGUUCAACAAAGCAAACCACCAUGGGACUACCACUCCAGGCCAGCAGUCUAAUAAGCACAAGAGAAGUCGAUCCUUAGGAAAUCAGAUCAAGCAAAAGUUCAGUAGGAAACACCAACGUGGCCGCACAGGGUCAGACAGUUCCCCAAUCACAGCUUCAGUCAACACCACAUCUAGGUCUGAUAUUGGCACGAGGUCAUACAUUACAGCAAGGCCAGAUAUUACAUCUAGAUUUGGCACACCACAGAGUCCAGAUUGCCAAAAUAGCACAGACUACUCGUUACAUUACACACCCCCAACCAAACAAAUCUUCCUGGACCAUGGAGUUGAAUGGACUCCAUCCAGUCCAGUCCAUAUAGUGGAGAUGACCAGCAAGCCUCCAGUCUCAAGUAGGUCAAGCCGGGUGACUGGCAGGCCUCCUGUCUACAGACAGAACUGUCAACCCUCCUCUACAGCCACAACGCAGAUGUACACUGAGAAACCGCUUACAUCGGGUGACCGACAGGCAUCUAUAGAUAGUGGGAUUGAUGUAUGUCACACUGUAAUGUCAGCAGAUUGUGGCACCAGCCCACCAGCUUAUCUAAGUGGGACACAGUCCAAUGAUCAGGAUACUGGAGCUGUACUGAGGGAGCGGGUCUCCAGAAUCAAACCAUACGCCAAGGUCCACCCUCGUUACAUGCUCGUUACAUCUUUAACCUGUGAACCAGCAAGCUUACUGACUCAGGAGGCUUUUAAUCAAAAACAAGUGACCACGCCAAGAUCUCGGAAACCCAUGUCAAUCGUGCAAUCUCCCUCAGAGUCACCUGUGGUGCAAUUCAAGAGACGCAUUAAACAUACACGAUUUUAGAUUUCAAGAACCGUGAUACUUCAGUAUUGGAUACAAGAGUAUUGGAUGAUACACAAAGGAAAUAAAACUAGGAGUAUAGGAUAGUGUAGGAUAAACUACAUUAUUAGAAGAAUUAAUCAAAGAUAACAGGACUUCUAUAUUUGAAUCUACAUUGUUGAAGCUCGGAGCUCCAAAAUUGUACAUAUUAUGCAAUAAAAUAGAUGUACUAUAAAACACAACCAUAACAUGCACACACAUUUAACAUAAUUGUACAAAUAAUCAUUUGGACAUUGGGUCCAUUUUUGGUAUGAUCAUUCCAAGAAAACCAUUUUCAUAAGAAGCAGGGAACAUGCAAUUCUCAAUUUUUGGGGAAGAUAUUUAAGCUACAGUUUCCAUGAUUCAAUUUAUUUAAUACAUGUACCUGUUAAUUUCAUUAUUUUGCCUGUUGUCAUUUUUUAGAAUGAAUCCACUGAGCUUCGUAGGUUUGAGACUACAUUAUUCAUGUGUUCGUUUAUAAGAAGUGUUUAUGUUCAAGAGGUGUUCACAUUAGACUAAGUGGUGUUUACAUUUGAGAAGUGAGGUGUUCACAUGUUAGUAAAAACACACAGGCUUUUGUAAUUUGGAUUGAAUAACUUUUAUCCAAAAAGUCAUAAAACAAUACAAUCAACACGUAUACUGCUGUUUAAAGUAAGAUUAAGAAUCAGAAUUCACAUUAAUUAAAUGGAAUUUGAUGAAAUCAUAUUAAAUUUUAGGAUAACAAAUCUAUUGCAUAUUCAUAUUUGACAUACAAUCAAAUAUGAUCUAUGUUUGUCAUAGAAAAAUAAAAUGCUGGCGUAGAUCUAUUGUAUAUGUCAUACAUUUUUAUUUCCAUAACAAAUAUAGAUCAUAUUUGAUGGUGUAUGUCAAAUAAAGGCCACAUAUAUUAUACAAAUGAAGGUCAUUUAUGACAAAUGUAGGUCAAAUAUUGUAUAUGAGAUGGCGAAUGUAGGUCAAAUAUUGUACAUGAGAUGAGGAAUGUAGGUCAAAUAUUGUACAUGAGAUGAGGAAUGUAGGUCAAAUAUAUUACAU
This is a messenger RNA of Owenia fusiformis, 3780 nucleotides long. Lineage: Eukaryota; Metazoa; Annelida; Polychaeta; Sabellida; Oweniidae. The record is from the annotation of a GenBank genome assembly.